Medicago truncatula (barrel medic) is the source of this 726-nucleotide messenger RNA. Its product is annotated as kunitz type trypsin inhibitor 104-like. The record is from RefSeq and is a predicted model, not a curated record. The transcript has a single exon. Bases 62 to 670 code for a protein of 202 amino acids. NCBI's taxonomy places the organism in Eukaryota, Viridiplantae, Streptophyta, Magnoliopsida, Fabales, Fabaceae. Gene Ontology annotation, molecular function: endopeptidase inhibitor activity.
CUCUUAUACUUAUUCAUAGCCUUUGAGUUUGAGCAAACAAGUUUAUAAUCAAUUAACAACCAUGUCAACUAGAUCCCUCACCAUAUUCAUACUAGCUCAUGUGUGGCUUUUGAUGGCAAAAACAUCAAUAUCGCAAUUUGUCAUCGACACAAGUGGUGAACCCGUUGAGGACGAUGAGGAAUACUUCAUCAGGCCUGCUAUCGGAGGCAAUGGAGGAGGUUCCACUUUGGUCACCGGAAAUGGGCCAUGCCCUUUGCAUGUUGGUCUUGACAACAGUGAAGGGACACUUGGAGUGGCUGUGAAGUUCACUCCUUUUGCUCCUCAUCAUGAUGAUGACAAUGUUAGGCUUAACAGAGACUUGAGAGUUACAUUCCUAACAUCCACAAGUUGUGGGCAGUCAACAGACUGGAGAUUAGGUGAGAAAGAUGCUACAAGUGGAAGGAGAUUGAUUGUCACUGGAAGAGAUAAUAGUGCAGGAUCACAACAAGGUAACUUUUUUAGGAUUGUGCAGACCCAAACUAGUGGCAACUAUAACAUUCAAUGGUGCCCUACAGAGGUGUGCCCUAAUUGUAAGAAUCAAUGUGGAACUGUUGGUCUUAUUCGCGAGAAUGGAAAGAUUUUGUUGGCCCUCGAUGGUGGUGCCCUUCCAGUCGUGUUCCAGAAAGAAUGACCUAUUAUUGGGAUGGUGAAGCUUGUUUUUCAAUGUAAUAAUGUUUCCUUGUUGCU